AUGGCUCAUCCCUUCUGUCCAUCCCAGUGCACCUGUGUCUUCCAUGGACAUACCGACGGAACGGGAUCCAGAUCAGUGCUCUGCAAUGACCAAGACAUGUUGGACAUCCCCGUCAACGUCCCUGUGGAUACGGUCAAACUUCGUAUUGAGAAAACUAUGGUGCGACGAAUCCCUACGGAAGCUUUUUACUACCUGGUGGAGCUGCGGUUCCUGUGGAUUACUUACAAUGCCGUCAGCUCAGUGGAUACUGCAAGUUUCUACAACCUCAAAGUGCUCCACGAGCUGCGGCUGGACGGGAAUAUGAUCUCCGUUUUCCCUUGGGAGUCUCUAAAAGAGAUGCCCAGGCUGAGGACACUGGAUCUACACAACAACAGGAUCACUAAUGUUCCGAAUGAGGCGGUACCCCACCUCCUCAACAUCACCUACUUGGAUCUAUCCAGCAACAAGUUGGUCACCCUGCCCUCUGACCUCAUGGAUAUCUGGCCCCCCUUCAAUGGAGCACCUAUCUCCACUAAUGCCUCCCAGAAAGUUGUGUUAGGCCUCCAAGAUAACCCCUGGUACUGUGACUGCAAAAUCUCCAAGCUGAUCGAGCUUUCCAAAAUGACUGGCACACCAGUGGUUUUGAUGGACCUAUUGAUGACCUGCAGCGGACCAGAGAAUAUGGCUGGUGUCCCUUUUCAGCGGGCUGAGCUUGACAAUUGCAUAAAGCCGUCGGUCAUGACUUCGGCAACCAAGAUCACAUCUCCUUUGGGCAGUAAUGUCCUCCUGCGCUGUGACGCCACAGGGCUUCCAACACCAACGCUUUAUUGGGCGAAGUCAGAUGGCUCGCAAUUCAACAACACAGUCCAGGAGUCACCUGGAGAGGGCAUCAGAUGGUCCAUCAUGAGCUUGCAUGGAAUAUUACACAAAGACGCCGGAAACUACAGUUGCAGAGCUAAGAAUGUUGCCGGCAACGCAGACGCCACCAUAUCUGUCUCGGUUGCUGGUGGCAUCAGUACCACCAUCCCCCCACUGAGGCCUAGCAUUGAAACCGAACAGACGAGUCUAGGCACAACAUUUACUCCCCCAAUGGACACUACCAACUCGCCCAGCACCACCGCCACAGUUCCCCCAAGAGCGUCGACAGCGGUUGCCCCUAAGAAGCCGAAAACUACCACCAGCACCAGUGUACAGAAAGACUCGCUCAAACAAGCAAAAAACCAGCAAGAAGGCAAUGGGAGAAAGCUCGCGGCAGAUGAAAAGAGCAAAAAAAGUGAUGCAUCAAAGUCCGUCAAAGACCUUAAGAUUGUAGAGGAAACUGCUGACAGUGCAGUGUUGCUCUGGACAGCGGAUGGGUUACCAAAUGACGCCCCACUAACGGUGGUAUACUCACCCUAUGAUGAGGAUGACAUCAAAAGGACAUUGGAGACUGACGCUGGCAGCGGGAAAGUGCUCCUCGAGGGACUGUCAUCUGGGACGAGGCACUCGGUUUGCCUCGUAGCAAAAGGGAGUGCUGCUGGAAAAGAUCCUUGCAUUGAUUUCUACACAUUGGACAACGUAAAGGACGGUGGGCAGAGCGCGCUUUUCAUUAUCAUCAGCGGCAUCGCUUGUGCUUUGGUUGUGUCUCUUAUUGCACUGCUGAUCUACAAGAUUCUCGCUCUGUACUGCAGUGGACAGAACACAGCUUCGGACGAAGAGGAGCUGGAAAAAGACAGCUACGUCAAUUUUGAGACCAUUUCAAUGAAGCAAAGGACCUUGAACUCUCACCCAACUGAGCUUUGGGCAAGGAGAGCGACUCAUGAAUCAGAGCGAAUGCUCCUGUGCUCCAGGUCAAGUAUUGACUCUCAGAUGACUUAUAAAAGUGACAGUUCCCGCUGUGAGUAUCUCUGCUGA
Molecule: messenger RNA, 1872 nt
Organism: Cyclopterus lumpus (lumpfish)
Lineage: Eukaryota; Metazoa; Chordata; Actinopteri; Perciformes; Cyclopteridae
Gene: lrit3a
Product: info leucine-rich repeat, immunoglobulin-like and transmembrane domains 3a
Exons: 4
Coding region: 1-1872 (623 amino acids)
Molecular function (GO): protein binding
Source: RefSeq, a predicted model, not a curated record